Messenger RNA from Pelecanus crispus (Dalmatian pelican), 1434 nucleotides. The record is from RefSeq and is a predicted model, not a curated record. NCBI's taxonomy places the organism in Eukaryota, Metazoa, Chordata, Aves, Pelecaniformes, Pelecanidae.
ACUGCAAAUGGAUACAUCUUAUUUUUUGAAAUCCCGUCAGCAAGAGACAAGUAUCUUUAUGAGCCAGUGUAUCCCAAAGGAAGCCCACAUCUGAAGGGAACCCCACAUUAUAAGGAAGAACAAUGUGCUCCUUCAUUAAAUCUAGAAAUGAAGAAAGUGCUGGACUUGCAAGCCUCUAUCACAAGUUUGCAGUCCAUGUUAGAGGAUCUACUUGUUGCUACUGCUGAUGGAUUUCUCCAUCUCGUGCACUGGGAUGGUAUGACUAAUGGAAGGAAGGCCAUCAACCUGUGUACAGUUCCAUUUUCUGUGGACCUGCAGUCUUCUCGAGCAGGUUCAUUUUUGGGCUUUGAAGAUGUUUACAUCAGGGAUAUGGAGUACUGUGCCACGCUUGAUGGUUUUGCUGUUGUUUUUAAUGAUGGCAGAGUUGGUUUCAUUGCACCAAUGUCAAGUAGAUUCACUGCUGAGCAGCUCCAUGGUGUUUGGGCACAAGAUGUGAUUGAUGGAACUUGUGUGGCAGUAAAUAACAAAUACAGGCUAAUGGCAUUUGGGUGUGCCAACGGCUCUGUGCAGGUUUAUACGAUAGAUACCACCACUGGCGCCAUGCAGUUUUCUCAUAAAUUGGAGCUGACACCAAAACAAUAUCCUGAUGUUUGGAAUAAAACAGGACCUGUUAAACUAAUCAGAUGGUCACCUGAUAGCUGUGUUGUGAUGGUGACCUGGGAAUGUGGAGGCUUGUCCUUAUGGAGUGUUUUUGGUGCUCAGCUUAUCUGUACUUUGGGAGGUGAUUUUGCGUAUGGGUCUGAUGGUGCCAAAAAGGACCCUCUAAAGAUCAGUUCUAUGACCUGGGGAUCAGAAGGGUAUCAUCUGUGGGUUAUUGAUGGGAGUUCUUCAAACAUGAAGCCUGAAAGAGAUGCAAAUAAUGAAGCUCGCCAAUUUGGUAUUCUGCAGUUUCAUUUCAUCAAGAGUGCACUCACUGUUAAUCCUUGUAUGAGUAACCAGGAACAAGUCCUCCUUCAAGGUGAAGAUCGCUUGUAUUUGAACUGUGGAGAUGCAACACAGACUCAGAGUCCCAGAAAUACUUCAGCACACUCUGAACAUAAGCCUACCAGGGAAAGUGGUCCAUUUUCAGAUGGCAGUUUAGAUUCUCAGGGUUUAAGCACUUUACUAGGACAUAGACAUUGGCAUGUUGUACAGAUUCAUAGUACAUAUCUAGAGAGCAACUGGCCUAUAAGGUUUUCAGCUAUUGACAAGCUUGGACAGAAUGUAGCUGUUGUUGGCAAGUUUGGUUUUGCACAUUAUUCUCUACUCACCAAAAAAUGGAAGCUGUUUGGAAACAUUACCCAGGAGCAAAAUAUGAUGGUAACAGGUGGCUUAGCAUGGUGGAAUGACUUCAUUGUUCUUGCAUGUUAUAAUUUAAAUGAUCAUCAGGAGGAG